AUCAUCAGCCGAGAUAUGGAUGUCAAAGCAGUGUUGGUGGAUGAAUACACGACGUACCAUCUGACGUCAAAUGAAGUGUGGGCGAUGCGCGGAAGCACUGCCGUGUUUCGCUGUAGUAUAAAUCCAUAUUUCGUCAAAGAUUACGUCAAAGUCGUCGGCUGGGUUCAGGGUACUACUCCGAUUGUUGAAGAUGAAAGGACAAGUCUAUUGUAUGACGGUGAAUUACACAUCCGGGACAUCAGAGAUGACGACCAGUUCACCACCUACCGGUGUGUGGCGAGAAACACGCUGACAGGGGAAGAGAAAUCAAGCUCAUAUGCAUACCUUACUGUUCACGACCCUCCUGUAGGCUGGAUGGCCCCGACCAUGGAUGACGUCUCGCGUACAGUCAAGGUCAAAGAAGGUGAAGCUGUUGAAAUCCCAUGCGUUGCUAGUAGCAACCCCUUACCGAAGUACCGAUGGCACAUGAACUCUCCUACCACAAGUAUUGUCAUCGACAAUACACAUUUUGUCCAAAAAGGCGGGAAUUUAGUGGUCAAAGCGGCGACAGUGAAAGACAGUGGACAUUUCAUAUGUAAUGCGUCAAACGAACACGGAUCAGCCACGGCUGUGACUGAACUUAUCGUCACAUCCCCACUGAUCACGUACAUUGACCCUCCGACACAGGUGAUUGAUUCCGGACAGACAGCUGUCUUCAACUGUACGGUAUCUGGUUUCCCAAUAACGUCUAUCACGUGGUAUAAGAAUGGAGAGCUAUUGGUUGCUGACGAUCGGAUAUCCAUCCAAUCAGAUACUGUUUUAGAGAUUGUGGACAUUAGUCGCCAGGACCAGGGGAUGUACCAGUGUAUUGUUACUAAUGACGAGGCUAGCUCACAGGGCACUGCACAACUUCUACUCGGAUCUGCUCAUCCGUCCUUUGUCGAUACAUUUGUCGACCAGUUCGUGCUAAAUGGACAGAGAACGUCGUUACGAUGUACGGCGGCGGGAAACCCUACGCCGAAGGUCACGUGGACUUUAGACGGCGCCGUAAUACCACAUGAUUCAAACGUUCACGUGGGCAGUUCUGUGAACUCUCUAGGAACCGUUGUUAGUUAUGUAAAUAUCACCAGCGUCCAGAUCCAGUUUGGAGGGGAGUACACCUGUACAGCUAGUAACGAAGUGGGUGAGAUCUCGUACACUGGGAGAAUCAAUGUUUAUGGCAUCCCGUAUGUGCGUAAGAUGCAGAAUCUGACCGCUACGGCCGGCGAACCAUUGUCCAUCAGGUGUUAUGUUGCUGGUUACCCAGUGAAGUCAAUCAAGUGGUCUAAAGGUGGUUUCGUCCUUCCUCGAAAUCAUCUCCAAGAUGUCGUCAAUGGAACUCUUUUAAUAAAGAAGGUUCAAAAGUAUCAGGACAUCGGAAAGUACACGUGUACCGCAAAGAAUGGUGAUGGUCAGGGCAAUGGCAGCAGCCUCUACAUUACCGUGCUUGAGCCACCGAAGAUUGAUCCGUUCAACUUUCCGCGCAAGAAGCAGGGUGACCGUGUGGUUGUGUCCUGUGUCGUUAGCAGUGGUGACCAGCCAUUACAGAUUAAGUGGACAAAGGACGGCGAGGAAAUUCCUCCAGACAUGGGAAUCACCAUCACGACGGUUGGAAGUUACAGUAGUAUGUUGUCUAUCGGUGAUGUUACUCCCAAACAUAACGGUAACUACACUUGUCAGGCUCAGAAUGACGCGGCUGGAGUCAACUUCACAGCUCCUCUUCACGUGGACGUGCCACCUCGUUGGAUCAUUGAGCCCGAAGAUUCGUUUGUAAUCCUCGAGGGAACGGUAGCGUUGGAUUGUCUUACUGCUGGAACGCCUAGUCCUUACAUAAUGUGGAUGAAAGCAGCUGGUACAAAACCUGGUAACUACAUGGCCUUGGAGUAUCUGAAGGAUGACGCCGAGAAUGCUACCGACAGGAUGCAGUUGCUUAGCAACGGGACAUUGAUCAUCCGAGAAUCUGAAGAAUCGGACCAUGGUUACUACCUCUGCCACGCAGACAACAGAGUUGGAGUCGGUCUUAGUAAAGUCAUCUUUCUAACUGUCCAUAUCCCUGCCCGGUUCGACAGUCAUAUGAAGAAUUACACAGUUCGACGGGAUCACAAUAUCACUAUGGAUUGUCAAGCAAUUGGUGACAAACCAUUGGCUGUCACAUGGAGUUUCAAUGGCCAACAAAUAAGUACUCUACCUAAUCCAAGGCGAGACAUGAAGACGGUCAGUACUACCAGAGGAAAACUAUCCACACUCGCCUUACAUCCUGCUGUGAGAGCGGACACAGGCUUCUAUGUCUGCUUCGCCAAAAAUAAGUUCGGGAACGGCGUGCAGUCGAUGAGACUCACUGUCCUAGAACCCCCUGAACCACCGGCCAACCUCACUCUGGUCAAGGUGUCGAGUAGAAACAUGACAGUUUCCUGGUCACAACCCUAUAAUGGCAACACGCCCCUCCUCUACUAUAGCAUCGAGUACAUAAACUCUUCAGGUGUAUGGCAGGGAGUCCUCCCCAAUGUUUCUGUACAGGCCAAGUUCUUGACAGCCGUCAUCAGUGACCUUCACCCAGCCUUCCUUUACUACGUAAGAGUCAGGGCCAAUAACUCUGUCGGAUUUGGACAGCCCGGCGAUCAGAUAUCGGUUUCCAUGGAUGAGGAACCUCCUUCCGGACCACCCCAAAAAAUACAGAUCAAGGCAAUUGGCUCAGAAGCUCUUAAAAUUUCAUGGAUGCCUCCCAAACUAUCCGAAAGGAACGGAGUAAUCAAGGGUUACUACAUCGGAUACAAGGAGACAAGCAGUCCGUCCCGAUUUAUAUACAUCACCAAGGCAGUCGAGGGAGAGUUCGAACCCGUCCUGGAUAUCCACAAUCUGGAAAAGUUCACGGAGUAUACUGUGCACAUCAAGGCAUAUAACGACAUGGGCCAGGGCCCGAAGUCGAUCGACUACAGUGUCUUCACCCUGGAAGAUGUGCCUAGUCAGCCUCCUCAGGGUGUCCAGGCCAACGCCAUAAACUCACAGUCCAUCAAAGUGAUCUGGUCUCCGCCUCCACUGUUUACACUGCACGGGAUCCUACAAGGCUACCGUAUCCUGUACAAACCUGUCAGAAAAGAUGAAGAUGAAAGUGACGCUAACAUCCAGACUUCGUCUAAAUUAGAGGUGACUAUCAGUAACCUACAGAAGUAUACUAACUACAGUCUUCAGGUACUGGCCUUCACCAGGAAGGGCGAGGGCGUAAGGAGUGAACCCAUCUACAUUAGAACUCAAGAGGAUGUACCUGAGAGACCAGCAAACAUCAAAGUCCUACCUGUCAAUUCCAGUUCCGUUUUGGUGGCAUGGAAGCCUCCUCUCCAUUGUAACGGUUUACUUACUAGGUAUACACUGUACGUGCGGAAUGGAUCAGACACAUCUGGGGAGGUCGCACUUGACGUGUCCCCGUCCUUGACUUCAUUUCUAAUGUCCGACCUUCCUGUUAACAUGGACGUCUUCGUGCAAAUAUCCUCAACCACAAGAAUUGGUGAAGGGGAACGAACUCAUGUUGCUAAGGCUUCUCCUCUAGAAAAGGUGGCAGCAAGGAUAGCCAGUUUCUCGGACGUAUUGACGAUACCAUGGCAACACCCAGUGACGUUACCAUGUAUGGUGGUCGGUGAUCCUGCCCCAACGGUGAAGUGGAUGAUGCGUGGCGGGGAGGUGGUUGUAAAUGACAGAAUACAGAUAUUACAAAAUGGUUCCCUACAUAUAACAUCUGUUGUUGGUGGGGACGCUGCUAACUACACAUGCACGGCUGAAAAUGUAUUUGGAUCCGAUUCCAUUGUGUUUGCCAUAAGUGUUCAAGUGAGCGAAAAGCUUGGAACUCCUCCUAAGCCUCCGAAGAUGUUUAUCGCUGCUACUACGUCAUCCACAAUACAGGUCAACUGGAGGUCAAGCAGUAAUGGCGGAAGUCCUAUUCAAGGGUUUGAACUGUUUUAUAAGAAGGAAUUUGAGUCAUGGCGGAAAAUGAGACUUGGGGCCUCCAACAGGACGUAUACAGCUUCCGCUCUACUCUGUGGUACAAUGUACAGGUUCUAUAUAUCCGCCUUCAACAGACUUGGCACCAGUGUUAACAGUGCGCAGAUGAAGGUCCAAACAAACGGAUCCACUCCUAUCAUGCCUCCUCAAAGCAUGCUUCUUAGAUCCAUCAAUACAACCUCAGUUGAUCUUGACAUGACGUCAUGGAAAACUUCCGGUUGCCCAAUCCGAUUCUACUCUGUUAAAUACCAGGUUUGGGGAGAUGAUGAAGUUGUCGAGGUUUCCAACAGUGUGAACAGAAACACGUCGAGCUUCACAGUGCAGGACCUACAUCCGGCCACGUGGUACGUGAUGGUUGUUACGGCCCACAGUGACGCGGGUUCAACAGAAAGUCACCUGAAGUUUGCCACCCUUACCUAUCAUGGAAGUACAAUUAUGCCGAUAUAUGUUGCAAGAAAAAUGGAAACACGCUUUUAUGAGAAGGCACAUAUAAUUAUCCCUCUUUGUGCGGGGAUAGUGGCGCUGUGUGUUAUGACUGUUGGCAUACUGCUCUACUGUAGGAGACGGAGGGAGAUGCACCAUAUCAAAGAAAAUGCCUCAAAUCUACGAAGAGACAUCACAGCAGAGACGUCAUUGAUGAAUGACCUUGACAAACGUCUCAACCUUGACCUUGACAGCAGCAGUGGAAACUCAGAGGCGUUCGGCAAGAGAAAUGUUAACCUUCUUAUUUCUUUGAACUCUGACGACAAUCUCACUGGGAACAGUCACACGUGGUUUGGUCUUCAUGACAACAGCAAAACUAAUAGCGACAACGGAUCGUUUGAUAGGUCCGGAACAGAUGGUAACAUCAACCCCUACGCCACAUUUAACCAACUGAAGCAAGUGUUGGUGGAAAAGAAUGAUACAGGCAGAAACGAUGACAUGAUGUUGCCGGAAUUCGACGACAUCAGUUUGGAGAAGGCACAGGCACAGAAAUGUAUGUCUACACCAUCCGAGCCUUACGUGCCGUUCUUCCAUAAAGCUGAACAUGAGACGAGGGACCCUAAUCCUCCUUUGGUACCAAUGAGAGACCAGAGUGCUAAACAGGCCGGGUAUGACAACCAAGGGUUGAUAUUGAGCCCCCGGAAAUACGCCAGUGCAGAACAGAUUCAUGCGUUGUUUACACAAUGCCCACCGAGACCACACAGUACAUACGGAAAAUCAAAAUCAGGAUCACACGGAAGCUCUGACGAAAAAGGAAGUCAAAGACAUAGUGUGAUCUCAAGUGUAACGACGGUGUCCUCCAGCCGUGACGAACUGUUGGAGGCUCUAGAGAACGCACGGAAGAAUCCACCCCCUCCCGUGGUAUAUGAGUCUCCACAGGAUUCGAGCUCCGGUCCAACUGAUAGUUCGGUCGCAACAGAGCCCGGCAUCGUGCAGUUCACCCAGUCUCCUCCAAAACCUAACGAGCAGAGACAGGCGGCAUGCGAGGUCCCGGGAUACGAGUGUGGGUGCAAACCGAAACGUUCCAUGAAGAAGGAAGCAGAAAGUGACACAACGGAUCGUGAAACAACAGAUGCUCCACGCGAGACGUUCCAUCCGCGCAGAACACGUGGCCGUCACCGUGGUAAACAGCGUGGGACAAUUGCCAAGCGACAAAUCAUUCCAGCAUUCGUACCUAGAACUCAUAGUAGGACCAGCACCACUAGCAGUGAAGAGGUUACAUACACUUUUGGUGGGCGAGACUCCCCACACUCCACUAGUCCGCUAGAUGGCGCAUACCAGUCCUACCGGAAGGCAGCUGAGAAACAGAAGAAAGGUGUAAGGGCAGUAGGUCGAACCACACCACAUGUGCGAACCCGGUAUGAUACAACAUUAGCUACACCUGGAACGGACGAACACCGCCCCUUAGUCAUGUCUCUCGCCGGUCAGUCAAUGACAAGUCCGGCAGAAGAAGACGAGGAUGCAGUCAGUCUGCUGGACAGGUAUUACCGACCGGUGCCUGACGAUGAUGAAAUUGCUGACAGCAGUUCUGCUCAAAGAAAGAAAAAAGGAGACAAAGGAUAUACUGAAGACUUUACUAUAGUAUAA
This is a messenger RNA of Ylistrum balloti, 6081 nucleotides long. Its product is annotated as cell adhesion molecule DSCAM-like. Gene Ontology annotation, molecular function: protein binding. NCBI's taxonomy places the organism in Eukaryota, Metazoa, Mollusca, Bivalvia, Pectinida, Pectinidae. Bases 16 to 6081 code for a protein of 2021 amino acids. The transcript has 38 exons. Gene Ontology annotation, cellular component: axon; plasma membrane. Gene Ontology annotation, biological process: cell-cell adhesion; axon guidance. The record is from RefSeq and is a predicted model, not a curated record.